GUCACAACUAUCGUAUCGGAGUGCGUGGGUGCAGUCUGGCAAGGCCUAUUGCAAAAUAAGGACUGGUCACACUUAUAACAUACAACAAGCGGGUAUGUUUUUUUGCUAAACCGGAACAAUGGCGCUUGUGGAUCACGACUCCUGGGACAUCGAAUAUGAGGGAUGCGAGCGGUUGCGCCACCAGCUGCUGGUGCACCUGAACCAGCGCCAGCAGCUCAAUCGGUUUAAUCGGACGAGCAAGUACGACCAACUGACGGCCAGUAUUGAGUCCGGUCUGGAGCAGUUGUCCAAGGACAUGAAGCACCUGAAGGUUGUCCUAGACAACGCCAUCACCUGGGAGACGAGCCCGGAGGAGGAGCUGCAGCAGCGGCGUAUCGACUGGGACCGACUCACCUCGCAGCUGCGCGAGAUCCGCGAGAAGUUUACUAACAGCUCGCGAUCCAAUGUGGUGGCCGCCGCCUCCGGAUCCGUUUGGCAGGAUCAGGACCUCGUCUCCGGUCCGGGCAGUUCUUCGCGGGAUACGGCCUUGGACGUGGAAGCCCUGAAGCAGCGGAAGAUCGAGAUGUUGGAGCAACAGAACCAAGGACUCGAGGUUUUAUCAGCCACAUUGUCCAGGCAGCGCCAACUGGCCACGCAACUGGGCAACGAGACAUCCUGGACAACUUGGCCAACGCCAUGGACCGCGUGGAGACGGGUGUGCAACGGGAAACCCAGAGCAUUGGGCAGGUUAACCGGAGGGAUAGCACCUGGGGCUACUGGCUGGUUAUUACCGCCUUGUUCGUCGCCAUUAUCGUGGUGGUCUUGGUCUAGGCCGCCAACUAUUCCAACUGUUAUACGUCAUUGCUUUAUAUUAUGACCUUUGUGAAAUGUCUGUCUGUCGUUAACCCAAAGUUUAAUUAUUUAUACACCAAUUAAAGUAGGAUUUAUAAGUAUCUA
This is a messenger RNA of Drosophila gunungcola (fruit fly), 936 nucleotides long. RefSeq names its product syntaxin-8. Gene Ontology annotation, biological process: intracellular protein transport; vesicle fusion. The transcript has 3 exons. Bases 119 to 856 code for a protein of 245 amino acids. The record is from RefSeq and is a predicted model, not a curated record. Gene Ontology annotation, cellular component: endomembrane system; SNARE complex. Gene Ontology annotation, molecular function: SNAP receptor activity; SNARE binding. NCBI's taxonomy places the organism in Eukaryota, Metazoa, Arthropoda, Insecta, Diptera, Drosophilidae.